Messenger RNA from Cyanidioschyzon merolae strain 10D, 1842 nucleotides. RefSeq names its product similar to carboxy-terminal proteinase. Gene Ontology annotation, biological process: proteolysis. Lineage: Eukaryota; Rhodophyta; Bangiophyceae; Cyanidiales; Cyanidiaceae. The record is from RefSeq and is a predicted model, not a curated record. Bases 1 to 1842 code for a protein of 613 amino acids. The transcript has a single exon. Gene Ontology annotation, molecular function: serine-type peptidase activity; protein binding; endopeptidase activity.
AUGAUUGGGGGCCUGUUUGCGGCGGUUCCCGAUGUUUGGCCGCUCGACGGAACCACAAAGGUCAGACUGCGUUCGCAGAGAGACAACACGCGCACUCGUCUAACGAAGACAAGUACGCGCUGGUUCGUGCACAGCAAACCUUGCCAGAGUCCGCGGUCACUAGGCGGCGUUACGCGACGGGAGUUUGCUUCGUGGAAAAAGUGCGCCCCAAGUACGGCGAAGGCUUUCCAAUUGGGCCUAUGUGAGCGAAGGACGCCUCCUGAAAGUCGCGUAGGGGCACGAUCUCCAGUGCAGACCGCGAGCAGCGCAGUCAACUGGAGUCAAAGCCGAACAGACCUCGCUCUGUGGCGACAUCUCCAGAGAGGCGUCGCGUGUGUGCUCUUCGUUACCCUCGUGUUUUGGUCUCGAGUUGUUGAGAGCUCUGCGCUCCCACCAGAGAAAGUUGUUUCGGCACCGGUGCGCGUCGUGUACGAAGCAUACGGUAUUCUUAGGGAGAACCAUAUUCAGGGUGAUCGCUUGCAGCGGAGCUGGCUGGAUUCAGCGUUGAAGCCUCUCCCGCCAACGGAUUUCAUGACAGCGCAUCAGAGAAUCGAGGAGUAUUUCAUUCGGCCGCUGCAUGAUCGUUAUACGCGGAUGCUAGGCCCGGAAAAGUUCGCACAACUCAUGCGUUUCGAUACAACGGGGCUGGGACUUCUCCUGCGGGCAGCGGAUAACGAUGUGAGCAGGGCGACGCACUCCGGCGCCUCACGGGAGCAGCUCGAACUUGGCGUCAUCCCAAGAGUGCCCGUAGCGGAAGGUGACUUGUAUGUUGCGAGCCCUCCGAUUGCGGGCACACCAGCCGCCAAGGCCGACCUCGCGAUCGGCGAUGUCGUCGAUUCUAUCAACGGUGUCGAUGUACGUGGCGGGCGAGUUGCACCCUUUGAAGCCGCGGCGCUUAUGCAGGGAGCUGAUGGUGGCAAAGUCGUGCUGCAGAUCCGGGGUCGCGGACCGAUCGAACUUGUUCGCGAGUAUCGCAUUUCAUCGAGAUCGUCUCUCGAGAACAGCGUAGACUACGAACGUCUCGGGGAUACGGGUAUCAUCCGCGUGCACGAAUUCAAUGCAUCGACAUUGCCUCAGAUGGAGGCAGCCUUGUCACAUCUUUUGGGGAUUAGCCAGACCGGAUCAGUAGCGCAUGCGAGCAGCGUCGUCGAUUCGAUCGAUCGCCUGGUGCUGGACCUGAGGAGGAAUCACGGCGGAUCUCUGGAGGAGGCCCUGGAUCUUGCUGGCCUCUUUCUCGGCGGUUCCGUACCCGUCGCACUGUUUGAAGGUAGUCAUGGCGACGUCAUACCGAUCUCGAGUCGGGAACCGAAUCAAGCGCUGGCAGUCGCCCAGCAGCUGCCUUUAGUCGUCCUCAUAGACCAUGAAACUGCGAGUGCUAGUGAGAUCCUUGCGGGCGCUCUUCGAGACUAUUGCAGAGCUACGCUCGUAAGUGUGGGUUUCGCGCCAGACCACACGUACGGAAAGGCCAUGGUGCAGGGCGUUUACGGCCUCUCCGACGGGAGUGGUCUCCUGGUUACGAUCGGUCGUUACACGACGCCUGUGCGGCACGAGGAGCUUCAGGGGCGAGGCCUCCGCGCCGAUCGCAGCGUGCUUGGCCUGUGGUCCAUAGCGCCCAUGCCCUGGCGAGCGACACUCGUGGAGCGGGAGCUGUUCGCUGUCGACUACGGUGAUGGCGAGCUGCGAUCCACGCCUCCAUCGGUUACGCGAGAACGUGUGCGCGAUGACGAGCAGCGCGCGACACCGAAUGAGAAGCGUCACGAACGCGAGCGCAUGCCCAUGAGCGACCUGCGCCCACGUUUGUAG